Schistosoma spindalis is the source of this 2192-nucleotide messenger RNA. The record is from the annotation of a GenBank genome assembly. Lineage: Eukaryota; Metazoa; Platyhelminthes; Trematoda; Strigeidida; Schistosomatidae.
GUAUCUGAUAUGCUAUAUGUGUUCAGAUUUUGAUAAACGACUUAGAUGCUGAAAAUCAAUCAUAAUCACUUAUUGGCCAAUUCCGAUAUUCUAACCUAAAUCGAGACAUAAUUUAACCAGUUGAUUCUUUUCAUGUCAAAAAUAGAUCACAAGGUGUACGUGUGUAUAGCGAAUACACUUUCAAAACUUCUUCCAGUCUGCUCUUAUUCCUGGUCUCACCAUGACCUCAUUAUUUCGGCCUGUUGCUCCUAAUGAGGUUGAAUAUAAGAAUCUCAGCAAAAUAUCAGUUGUUGGUUGUGGAGCUGUUGGAACGUCGGUUACAUUUUCUCUGCUGGAUAUAGCUGCUGAAAUUGCUCUAAUCGAUGUCAAUGAAUUUAAGGUAAAGGGUGAAGUCAUGGAUUUGAUGCAAGACUUUAAAUUGACGACAAAUUCAGACAUCAUCGUAGUUACAGCAUGUGCGACUGAUAAAAACGAAAAUCCUCAACAACAAUUAGUAAAAAAUGUUAAACUUUAUCAGGAAGUAAUCCCUAAGAUUACUUAUCAUAGCCCUCAAUGUGUUUUGUUGAUUGUCACAAAUCCAGUUGAUAUAAUGACACAUGUAGCCGCCAAACUUAGUGGUUUCCCGAAACAUCGAGUAUUUGGUACUGGGACAAUUUUGGACUCAGCAAGAUUCUGUUAUCUUCUUGCUCAGAAAUUUAGUGUGGAUGCUUCAUCAGUUCAUGGUUAUAUAAUUGGAGAACUUGGUGAAAAUAGUAUACCUUUAUGGAGUACCGUGAAUAUUGCUGGUGCACGUUUAGUUACAAAAAAUCCACAUAUUGGGUGUUCAAGUGAUCCUGAAAAUUACAAAUUGAUUUAUGAAUCGGCAAUCAAAAGUACGGAAGAACUUAAUCGAUUAAAAGGCUGUAAUUCAUGGUCGAUUGGACUUGCUUGCCGUGCCAUAUGUGAUGCUAUAAUACACAAUCUUCAUACUAUUUAUCCCGUCUCAGUAUAUGUCAAAGAUGUGAAUGGGAUUCAAGAAGACGCUUUUCUGAGUUUUCCUUCUUUGAUCAACUCUAAAGGAAUAAGUCAUAUAAUACCACAACAGUUAAAUCCUGAUGAAGAAAGAAAAAUAAAACAAAGUGUUCAGAAGCAAAUAAAUAUGGUGAAACACCUAGGCAUAUGAAGGUUCACUGUAACGGAUAUUUUCAGUUUGUUCAGAAUGACUUUCAUUAUUAAUCCGUGAGUUUUUGCCAUUUCGAUAAACUAGUUUUAAUACUCUAGUGCAUUGGAAAUACUUCAGAUGAAUUGUCUUUUAUUUGGGUGUGUUUGUGUUAGUGAAAGAUGGGAAAUAGUAUAAUCAGAAUUCACCUCAGUUAACCAGACGUCUGGUAGCUAUUGUCCUGUUAUGGUUACAACUAAUAAUUAAUAGUAAUGGUUUUAAUGCAAUAAGAUUGACAGCAAGUAUUCUAGAAGUAUGUUUCAUAAAAAAUUGAGUGUUCAUGUAGUAAUUUAAGCUCAACUUUACAAUGAAAACGGACCCAUACGGUGUAGGUUUCAUUAGAGACAAGUUUAGGACAUGAAACUUCCAUAGCAUUUUACAUAAACAAUUCUUGUUAACCACUAGGCUUAUUAAUUAUAUACAUGUAAAAUAGCAAUUAGUGUAAGAGCAUUUCAAAAUAGAUUGUUGGUAAAAAAUAUUUCAAGGUGAAUGACAUUGUAAUUUCAGGCCUCAACAGAGACCAAAUGAAAUAUGAACGUUAACGUUCCAACGAAAGAUUUAGAUAUCCCGACAUCUCUUCUAAGAUUUCUUGCAAUCCAGAAUGCACGCGUUUCAGUUAACAGGUCAUGCAUGAACAGACGUAGACAUUUAGUCUUCAGUUUACAUUUACCUAAUUAUCCAAAUAAUUUUAUGCGUUAUAUUAAUUUAUCUACGUGUAAACUUUGAUUAACUUGCUUAAGUAGAAAAUGAUGUCGAUUCAGUCUAUUCAUGAACUGAAAUUCUGCAGUCAUAAAAGAAACUUUGAUAUUCAUUCAUUACUUUCCAUAUUUUAUAUAUCUAGAAAGAUUAUUCGUAGUAUAACAUUACGGUGACAGUUCAGAAACUAGCACAAUUAACGAAUGAUGACUGUGGAGUUUAUUCUCUAAUUAGAGAUUUAAAUUAUAAAAAAAUCCCUGUCGAAUAUUUGAGAAAUUAAGCUUUAGUUCAAUAUUAC